CUCCCCGUUAAGAUGGCGGCGGGAGAGCGGAGCUUACGUCUGGCGCUGACCGCCCUCUGGGCUCUGGCGGCCGGCGGGGAACGCGACGUGGGGGGCGUCCGGCUGGAGAGCGGCGGGGGCCCCGUCCGCAUGGAAGGCGGGACGAUUCGAGCCAGGCCCGGGGCCCGCUUCCAGCUGAGGGUGUUCGGCCAGCGGCUGGGCUGGGAGGGUUGGCCUUGGCUGGCCUUCAGCCCCCAGCGAGAGUGCGGCAAUAACAGCCUGGAGAGGACCUGGAUAGAGCUGGGGGAGAACCUGACUGACGGCUCCGUGCUAGUAAGCGUCCAGGCUGGCCAGGCAGGGGGCCUCUACUACCUGUGCACCCAGAUUCAGAAGGAGCUGUGGAGGGCCCCUGGAGGCUGGGACACACCCCUGGACAUCCAGCCCGCUCACUACCCCCUGGCUGUGUGGGGCCAGGUGCUGCUCCUGGCCCUGCUGCUGCUCUUCUCGGCCUUCUUCAACCUGCUGCACCUCAGCGUCCUGUGGCUGGACCCCCUGGAGCUGCACAUCAUCCACCACUGCGGCUCGGAGAGGGAGAAGCGGAGCGCCGAGUCGUUGGAGCCCCUCCGCCGGCGGGGCAACCUGGUCCUCUGCUCCCUGGUGCUGGGCAACGUGCUGGCCAACUCGUGCCUGGGCGUUCUGUUCCACCAGGCGCUGGGUGCCAUCCUGCCCGCCGUCCUCGCCUGCUCCGCCCUGCUGUUCCUGCUGGGCGAGAUUCUCCCCUACGCCGUCUGCUCGCGUUACGGCUUUGCCGUCGCCUCCCGCACCACCUGGCUGACCCGUCUGUUCAUGGUCCUCGCCGCGCCCCUCGCUUUGCCCGUUGCCCUGCUGCUCGACUGGGCCCUGCGGCAGGACAUCAGCACCUGCUACAUUCGCGAGAAGAUCCUGGAAAUGCUGCGCUCCAGCGACCCCUACAGCGAGUUCGUGAAGGAGGAGUUCAGCCGGGGCUCACUGAGGACUAAAGUGGUGGAGGAUAUCAUGACUGGCUUGAAGGACUGCUUCAUGCUCAGCACUGAAGCCGUGCUGGACUUCAACACCAUGUCUGAAAUCAUGCAGUGCGGCUACACCAGGAUCCCAGUCUAUGAAGAGGAGAGGUCCAACAUUGUGGACAUCGUCUAUGUGAAAGACCUUGCCAUGGUUGACCCUGAGGACUGCACACCUUUGAACACCAUCAUCAAAUUCUACAACCACCCUCUGCAUUUUGUGUUUAACGACACCAAGUUGGAUGCCGUGCUGGAAGAGUUUAAGAAAGGUAAAUCGCAUAUGGCAAUGGUUCAGAAGGUGAAUAACGAGGGGGAUGGUGACCCCUUCUACGAGGUGCUGGGUUUAGUGACGCUCGGAGAUGUCAUUGAAGAGAUCAUCAAAUCUGAAAUCCUCGACGAGUCAGAUAAUUCAGAGGUCAAGGUGAAAAAAAAACCUGCUUCCAUCAGCAGUUCUAUUGAGCGCAAGAAGGAAGACGUCUCGUUUUUUAAGGUGCCUGACAUCGAUCUAAAGGGCAAGAUUUCACCUCAGCUUUUGUUAGCAACUCAGCGUUUCUUAUCCAGAGAGGUUGAGCUGUUCAGCCCCUCGCGGGUCUCUGAGAGAGUUCUUCUGCAUCUGCUCAAGCACCCGAGCGUCAGCCAGGAGGUAAAGUUUGAUGAAAACGACAAACUGGCUCCAGAGCACUACCUGUACCAGCGGAAUCAGCCUGUCGACUAUUUCAUUCUGGUGCUGCAGGGACGAGUGGAGGUGGAGAUUGGGAAGGAGGGUCUGAAGUUUGAGAAUGGAGCCUUUACUUACUAUGGUGUCUCCGCACUGACCGUCCCAUCCUCUGUUCACCAAUCGCCAGUCACUAACGUUAAGUGGAAUCGGCGAGACCCAUUCUCCAAGGACCUCUUGGAAUCUGGGGAAAACGCAAGUCUUUCCAUGUACUGCCCUGACUACACUGUGAGAGCACUAAAUGACCUCCAGGUUCUGAAGGUGACUCGAUUGCAGUAUUUAAAUGCGAUUAUGGCCUCGAGAAUACACAACUCUUCACCGUCACCAGAUAACUUUGAACUCAAAGUGAUGCCCAGCAGCCAAGCAAAGUUGCUCAAAGACCAGAACUCUUCCACAAGCACCAGCAGAAGUAAACCGCAAACCAGCGAGGAAGACAGCCCAGAGAGGAAUGCUGGUGUCUAGCCUAGGAGAGUGUCUGAGGGUGCUUGACUUCUAUGCGUCCAAAGCCACACCACUUCAGUAAGCUGCGAAUGUACUGUGCUAGUGCCUGGCUGGAGCUAUGGCUAUCCAUUUGCUGGACAAACUGUAAACUGUUGCAAUGUGGGUUUGGGGAGGGUUGGAGAAAGGACAUUCUUAUUUUUGUAGACUUUGUGCACUGUGGAAAGACAGUGGAGUAUAUAAUGCUAAGAAGACUAACCGUGACUAAUUCCUCAGAUAAAACUUGUUCUGUGAUUUUUAGACUUGGAAAGGUUAUAAUAGUUUUAAUCUGUUGCAGUCAAAAAGACUUAUCAUCACUUUUCUCCCCAUGGUCUAUGGGUUCUAAUACAGUUACUUGAAGACUACAGAAUGAAGACAUAUUCAAGCAAUAUCAUAUGUGAAUAUACUGCAGUGUUUUUUGUUUUUAACGCCACAACUAAGAGUAAUGCCAUUUAUAGUAAAACCCUGAUUCAUAAAUUCUCUCCUAGCUUCUUGUCAGCACAAGCUAUUUCAGUCCAUGCGAAGCCUCCAUUUAAGAAGGAAGAAAGACUUGCAUUUCUGCAGUGAUUUUCAUCACCUCAGGACAUCCCAAAGUGCUUUACAGUCAAUGACGUGCUUUUGAAGUGUCGUCACUGUUGUAAUGCUGGAAUUUCGGCAACCAGUGCUUGCACAGCAAGCUCCCUCAGACAGCAGUGUGAUCAUGACCAGAUAAUCUGCUUUAGUGAUGUUGGUUGGGUAAUAAAAUUGGGUGAAGCCACUGGGGGAACUCCCCCCUGCUCUUCCUCGAAAUAGUGCCAUGGGAUCUUUUAUGUCCACUCGGGAGGGCAGACGGGGGCUCAGUUUAAAAUCUCCCUCAGUACUGCACUGGAGUGUCAGCUUAGAUCAUGCGGUAAGGUCUGUACUGUUUGUACCUGACAACAUUUUUAAUAAUGUGGCAUUGAGCCAUAAGACUUGGAAGCGCACACAUUUGAUUCUACAACUCUGUUAAUCUAAGCAAUAGGUUAUACUUGGAUAAUACUGGGCUAAGGAUGGGUGCUCUGCUGUGGUAUCCUUUGCUCUCAGGUAAUGCUCUCUUUUGGCUUUCUCAGUCAGAAUGGUUUCUUGGACUGAAUACAAUAAAGGACCAUACACCAACAAGAAUCAGUGCCUUCAGGGGACCAGAGGGGAAAUUUAACUUGCAAAACAAGAGUCAGUAUUUCUACCUUCUGAGAUGUUAAAACUUUAGCACGAUCCUCAGUGGCCUUAUUGAAAACCAGAAAAGACGUUUUCCUGACCAGACAGUAUUACGUAUUCCAAUCAGUGCUCUCAUAGUGAUUUUAAUUCCCAUUAAUCUGUUUUGAAAUGCUACAUGGCAGCUGAUGAAUUCUUAAAAUAAAAGGAGGUAAGGAAUAGUAAGAAUGAGGAAAAAGUCUUUGGGCCACCAGGUUCAUCUCUCUUGUUUUUCCCUGCAGUCUGGUAUCAGGCUGCAGCUUGUGUCUCCUUCAUGUCUUUGAGUUCACUCCCUACCUACCUGGUAGGUUGUUCCAAAGAUGAGAGCAGAUUCAAUCUUUUCAUCCAGGGUGGAGCUGAAUGAUUACUCUACCCAGUCUCGUAACAGGGAUUCUUCAGAAAUGUCCAGCCAUGUCCUGCCUCCUCUUUGCUAGACUUGCUGCUCCACCCUGCUCUGGGUCUCCAUUCUGGCUGUGGGCUGGUGCAAGAGUUGGUACUAUUCUCACUAUCGCUGGUGUCUGUAAAAGGAAGGUGAAUAAAUGUAGCUUGGAGGCAGCACUAGGAAGGAAGGAACUUGCAUUUGUAUCGUGAUCUUAGGAUGCUUCAAAAUGCUUUACAGACAGUGACAUACUUUGUGAAGUGUCAUCACUGUUGUCAUGUAGGAAAUGCAGUGGCAAAUUGGCACUCGGUAAAAUCCCAGAAAGAAGCAAUGUGGCAAUGACCAGAUUGUUUUUUGAGGGAUAAAUCUUGGCCAGGACACCAGGGAGAAUCCUCGACUCUUCAAAAUUGUGCAUGGGAUCUUUUAUAUCAACUUGAGAAAACAGAUGGGCGCUAAGUUUGACAACACCUCCAACAGUGUGUUAGAGAACUUCUCAAGUCUGGUUGUGAAGAAGACACUGAAACUAAGAUUCUUUUGGUAGAGACUGUUUAUUGCAGAGCUUAUUUCUCCACUCUUAACACCUUGACACCCAGUGCUGGCUGACUCUUCUUUAUAUACACAUCUGAGUAUAAUUAACUAAUCAAUGACCUUACUACCUUUAAACUACUGGAUAUGUAUCAUCCAUCAACAGAACCUAUUAGAUACAAACAAAGUGCAGCACUCCUUUAAUGCUGUAUUGGCCUAGGUUAUCAGGCUCAAGUGUCUGGAGUGAGACAGAAACCAACAACCUAUCUAAAUUCAGGUUCACUAUUCCCAGUUUACAGGGAGCACAUGUGAGAGGAUGCAGUUAAAGCAGGUACUUUCAUCAAACCUUGCAUCCCUGUAAUCUACCUUCUUUAACGGGGGAAGGCCCUGAAACCACUCUGCUCAAUGUGUUUGGACUGAGGAGUCGUGGACCUGGUAUUGCAUUGCUGCGUGCUGUAGCGUAUUGAUCCAUCACUCCGAAGAAACACACUGCUACUGUUUUGCAGUGAAAGGUCUGGCUGUGUUGUAGUAUGGUGGUUAUGGCACAGAGUGUGCAGCCAAGAGGUCACAUGUUUGCAUCGCACCAGGGCAAGUUGAGAAUUUGAAUUUGAUAAAUUUGGUGAUUCCAGCAAAAUGAAUCUUGGAAUCUGCCAGGUUAUCAUUGACUUGCUAAUGUUCUUCAGGGAGGGGUCCAUCUCCCCUUCCUGACUCUAUUCAUGUUUGAUUCUUAAUAUCUCCUGAAGUGGUUGCAGCACAUUUGAUCGAAGAAGAAGACCCAACAUUGCGUUGAGUUUGGGAUUAGAUGCAUCCUUUUGAGUAGUUGCCCACAUCUCGAACAAAGUUUAAAACAGAAUAGGACAGCAAGAUAGGAUUAGAAUUAGUUACACAGUUAGUUAGUUCAGUUGAAACAUUUGCUGUGCUGAAUUAUUUUGUCUUCUGAUUGCCAGUGAGCUUUUGACAGCUCUUUUUCUGACACCAUCCCCACCCCACCCAUUGUUGAAUGGUUCGAAAGAAAAGGAAACCCACCAAAAAUAAGGGCUCCAUUUCAAUUUGAGAGUUUGGUGUACUGCAUUCCAGAAAAGAAAUGACGUGAUUGAGAGGAAGGAGGAAAGGGCGAAUUCAUCUAUUCUGCAAUAACACGGGCCAGGGAUAGGGCUAGAACACUGCAGCGUUUAUCCGCUUGACUUGCGCUCCCAUAAAGUGAGGCUCUUCACUGGAGGAGUUCUGCACCCACCUAGUUGCCUUUUUUCUGUUUCCAGUCCAGAGGCUGACUUUCAAAUGUCCCUGUAUCCCUUGUUGAGCCCACCCAGCGAGUGGGAAUGGGAGGUAUUGUUUUAAGUUGUUGCAGACUUGGACCCUGGAGAGCAGGCACUUUAUGAUGAGUUAGCUUGGUCACUUGCUGCCUGGUUUGCUUUUCUGAAAGUAUGUGCCACCUUUUAGGUAUUUUAAUUCUGCAAGGUGCUGCCUAGUCAGAGCUAGUGUGUAAACUGCGAUGAGUCUUGCUGUUCGAAGCAGUGCCUCUCGAAUGCUGGCGAGGUCAGUGUGUCUUCAGUGAAGGGUUUCACUGCCUCGAUAAAGUUACCUCUAAAGCAACUGCCUUCCAGUAUUUCUAUUCCUUGAGCCUAUUUUCCUGCUGUUACUUGGCCACAUAAUGCUGUGCAAAUAUGACUUUAACAUAUAACCAGAGGUGAUCUAAAAUGACUGGGUUCGAGGUGAUUGUGUUUCAAUGUAUUGAGACUGCUCUUAAUCAUGGUGAUAUCCUUGCAGCCUUUUAUCAAGUUUUCCUGCAGGGUGCGGUAUAAGCAGUGUGAACUGAGAGCAUGGAUAGACUGCUCUCUCUGCCUUUUGUGGGUAUAUGUGCAACCAAGUGAGCUUCUGGCACACAGGCCAGGAAGUUGCAGGUUUCAUGCCCACUUUAUGCUGAUCUUGCUGGCCUCAGACUGGUGACUGGGGAGGCAUUGCUACAUUCAACCCCAAUUAUCCAGGAUAGGGAGUGAGAAAUUCACCCAGCGUUUCCAUCUCCUGACUGCUUUGCAGUGACUGCCACUGGAGUGUGUCGAUGGGAUCUGCCUUUGCAGUGAUGCCCCCAUGGUCAAACGGCCUUACUGAAGGAUGACCACCUGGAUGAGGUGCAAGAAGCUGAUCCCAGCAAUAGUCAAGAGAGAUGGAAAUCAAUUGGACAGAAAAGACGAAAAUGUAGAUGACAACUGACACCAGACUAUGACUGUAAAGGCUUAAAGCAGAGUCAGAAUGUGAUGAGGCACCUCCAGUCAGCUUUCUUUUCUCCCUCUCCUCUUGAUUUGUUUUUCUUUCUCACUUGUAAUGUGUCUCUUUUCUCUUCCUCUGUGAGGAUUUUGUUGCUUGCAUUAAGCACACUGUCCAACAUGAUGUACUAAAAGCCCAUCAGAAGUAAUUUAGAAAAUUCUGUAGUUUUACCAAAGAGUUUUGGGAACAAUGUAAGUGCCAAUAAUUCAGCCAAAAUGACAUUUUGUGUUUAUUUUAAACUCUUGGUUGUGUUUUCAGUUUCUCUAGGAGCUCCUGAAUUGGGAAGCAAUCACCAGGUUUCAGAUGAAUGAUUUAGAGGGUUACUUUGUGCACUUGUGUUUUAUAUACAAACAAAUGUAUUAAAAUUGUGUAAACUCUGGUACAUAUUUUUAAUCACAUUCCAGGUAAAUAUUUUUUAAUCAUUGCAAUUAAAAGGUACCUGUCAUUUGUAUGUACAUUUAUAUUGUAAUAUUGCAGAUAUAUAUUUAAGAGAAAAUGGAUCUGUAUUGUGUUGUACUGUACUGAUAAGCUGUUGCAUUAGAUUGCAGGUCAGUUUAAUAAAUCAAAGAAAAACA
This is a messenger RNA of Carcharodon carcharias (great white shark), 7164 nucleotides long. Its product is annotated as metal transporter CNNM3. Lineage: Eukaryota; Metazoa; Chordata; Chondrichthyes; Lamniformes; Lamnidae. Gene Ontology annotation, biological process: transport; magnesium ion homeostasis. The transcript has 8 exons. Gene Ontology annotation, cellular component: plasma membrane. Gene Ontology annotation, molecular function: transmembrane transporter activity. Bases 13 to 2196 code for a protein of 727 amino acids. The record is from RefSeq and is a predicted model, not a curated record.